Cladophialophora psammophila CBS 110553 is the source of this 1239-nucleotide messenger RNA. Its product is annotated as aldose 1-epimerase. The transcript is spliced from 2 exons. Gene Ontology annotation, molecular function: carbohydrate binding; aldose 1-epimerase activity. The record is from RefSeq and is a predicted model, not a curated record. Gene Ontology annotation, biological process: glucose metabolic process; beta-D-galactose catabolic process via UDP-galactose, Leloir pathway. NCBI's taxonomy places the organism in Eukaryota, Fungi, Ascomycota, Eurotiomycetes, Chaetothyriales, Herpotrichiellaceae. The coding region runs from base 1 to 1239 and encodes 412 amino acids.
AUGAGAUUCUCUGCCGAAAUGUUGUCACCGUUGCUCCAAGUUGUCCUGGCAUCGUCAAUUGCCGUGCCUGUUCUAGCUCAGAAUAGCCCCAACUCUUCUGUGCCAACCGGAGCUUACCCGUUCUCCGUAUACACUCUGACCGCCGAGAACAUUACCGCCAAAUUCAUCCCCUAUGGCGCUCGCCUAACCUCACUACUGGUUCAGGACCGCAACGGGGACUAUCAAGACAUUGUGGCCGGAUACGACAAUGCCACUCGGUAUCGGACAGAUACAGAGACAAAUCAUACCUACUUUGGCCCUGUUGUUGGCCGGUACGCGAAUCGAAUCAAGAACAGCACAUUUACCUUGAACGGCCAGACCUAUCACAUCCCUGCGAAUGAGAAUGCCGGUGCCGACACUCUACACGGGGGUACCGUUGGCUAUGAUCAACGGAACUGGACUGUGGUUGCCUCUUCGGUCUCGAGCAUUACAUUUAGCUUACUUGAUACUGGCUUUCAGGGCUUUCCAGGCACAGUUUUAACAACUGCCACUUUCACCCUGGACACCUUUCCCAGUGGUCCGCAGGGCGAAAUAAGACCGCGAUUGACGAGCAGCAUGGUGUCCUCGGCGUUGGAUCAGGAGACGCCUAUCAUGUUGGCAAAUCACAUCUACUGGAAUCUCAAUGCUUUCAAACAGGCCACAAUCUUGAAUGAUACUACCUUGUGGAUGCCGUAUGCCGAUCGAUAUAUCGUUGUGGACCCUAUCCUGAUCCCCACAGGUGCUCUGGGCUCUGUCUCGAAUGCGCCUGCCUUGGACUUCCUUUCCCCGAAGCUGAUGGGAGAUGCUGUGAAUAACGCCACGGGAAUCUGCGGCCAGGGUUGCACUGGAAUUGAUAACGCCUUCAUCCUGGACAGACCAGCUAAUGCAGGCCCGACAUCCUCCAAUUACCCGGUGCUUGCAUUGUGGUCGGAAACAACGGGAAUUCAAAUGGACGUGUCGACAAACCAGCAAGGUCUUCAGAUAUAUACUUGCAAUGGCCAGAAUGGUACAAUUCCAGUCAAGCAAAGCCAGCAGCAGCGAAACGGCGGCAUGCAGGGCGCAACCAAAUUUGUGAAUCAGCAUGGCUGCAUUGUGAUUGAAACGCAGGCCUGGAUUGACGGGGUUAACCAUCCUGAAUGGGGCGUCAACGACAUUGAAAUUUUUUCACCCACGACUGGACCGGCAGUGAAUUAUGCGACAUAUGAUUUCUCGACAUUUUGA